Molecule: messenger RNA, 3250 nt
Organism: Oreochromis niloticus (Nile tilapia)
Lineage: Eukaryota; Metazoa; Chordata; Actinopteri; Cichliformes; Cichlidae
Gene: vrk2
Product: VRK serine/threonine kinase 2
Exons: 14
Coding region: 334-2034 (566 amino acids)
Biological process (GO): protein phosphorylation
Molecular function (GO): ATP binding; protein kinase activity
Source: RefSeq, a predicted model, not a curated record
UGGACAAAGGUUCACACAUGUGGACGACAUCUUCUGCAGAAGGUGCAGUGUGAAAGAGAUAGGAGACUGUAAUGUGGUGGCAGGGGAGAAUGUAGUUCGGAAGCAUCGUAUAGCACUGUGUACUUUGGAAACCAAGAAAGGAAAGCAAGUGAAGGAAGAGCCAAGGAUUAAAUGGUUAAAGUUGUAGAGGGAAGAAUCAAGUCACUGCACAGAGGGAAAGUAAAGCUGCCAUGCUAAGGGAAACUACAAAGAUUGUGUUUAGUUUAUCAUUUGAACAGAGGAAGAAGGACAAGGAGACUUGGUGGUGGAAUAAGGAAGUGCAAAGCAGUUUUCAUGGCACCUCCACGAAAAACAGUGCUACCCAAACCUCUUCCAGAAGGCUUCAUACUAACAGACACUGAGAAGAAGAAAUGGAGGCUGGGGAAAAUCAUCGGGCAAGGUGGCUUUGGACUGAUCUAUCUUGCCUCCCAGGACAUUGACAGACAUGUUGGAACAGACACUGACUUUGUCAUCAAAGUGGAGUACCAGGAGAAUGGCCCCCUGUUCUCGGAGCUCAAGUUCUACCAGAGGGCAGCCAAACCUGAGAGCAUGCAAAAAUGGAAGAGAAGCAAGAAGCUGGACUUCCUGGGCAUCCCGACGUACUGGGGGUCAGGAAUUGCAGAGUAUAAUAACCUCAGGUAUCGUUUCAUGGUCAUGGAUCGACUGGGAAGUGACCUUCAGAAAGCUUGUGAGUCCAGUGGAGGCCGACUGAAGAAGACCACUGUUCUCCAGCUUGGACAGAGACUGGUGGAUAUACUGGAGUACAUACAUGAGAAUGAGUACGUCCAUGCUGACAUUAAAGCUGCCAACCUCAUGCUGGGUUACAGGGACCCUGAACAGGUCUACCUUGCAGACUAUGGGCUGUCCUAUAGAUACUGCCCUGAUGGAGUCCACAAAGAAUACAAGGAAAACCCCAAGAAGGGCCAUAAUGGAACCAUUGAAUACACCAGCAUCGAUGCCCACAAAGGACUCGCGGCAUCUAGACGUGGUGACCUCCAAAUUUUGGGUUUCUGUCUCCUUCACUGGUUAUGUGGGUCUCUGCCUUGGGACGAUGUCCUCAAAAAUCCAACUCAGGUCCAGGAGGCAAAGACCAGACUGAUGGAUAAUCUGCCACAUUCAGUCCAGCAGCUGUCAGUGAGCGGAGCCAGCACAGAUGAGGUGGCUAAAUUCCUCCUUUAUGUGAACAAACUGGGCUACCAAGAGAAGCCCGAUUACCAGUAUCUUAAAAACCUGUUGGGCAGUGCUGUCAGGGGAGGACUUGAUUUGUCCAAGCCACAGGGAGCUGCAGGGGAAUCGUCCACCAAAGAUUCUCGAGCCAAGGAAAAGCAGAAAGCAGGAGGAGCGAGCGGAGUCUCUAGAGCCAAAGCUACACCUCUACAGGACCAUGAUGAAGUCUAUGAAGGGGGAAAGUCCAAAGCAGUGCCAGCUCGCUACAUCAGAGGACCACCCAUCAAUAAACCUCUGUCAGAACAGACGGAAGAAGUUCUCCCUGCUGUCAGAAGGUCCCCGAGGCAAAGGCCUGUGUGCAGUUAUGAAGACAUCGACAGUGAGGAGGAGGAGGAAGAGGAAGAAAGGCCCAAACCCAUUGCUGCAUGCUAUCUCAGAGGUCCUCCAGUAAAGCCCAGAGCUCAACCCAAACAGGAACGUAACCCCAAAAGGACAAGCAGCAAAACAGAUGACGUGCCCCUGACCUCAGCGAGAACGGAGCGCCGAGUCUUCCCACAAAGGAGAAAAGAAGAUCGAGCAAACCGUGAUAUGGAGAGGCAAACACACACACACCACAGAGCGGUGUACAGCCAUCCAAAGUACUGGGAUAGCCAGCUCUAUUACAGAGAUGCUUUGGGUAAAUGGGAAGAGUCUGGUCCCAAAAAGUCAAGUCCUGAAGCCGGUCCCCAACAGAGAGGAUGGCUGACGUCCUGGUUACUCUGUUUGGGCGCCUUUCUUUUACUGCUUGCUGUUGUCAGAGUUUGCCAAAGUACAUUGAAGCCCCUUUGAGGAGCUAAUGGAUCUACGAGUUUUAACAGCUCCUUUCAAAGCUUCUUCCCAAAGUGGAGAUGGAGCAGCCGGGAACACAAAGCCUCUCAUCAGGACUUCUGGGCUGCCAUUUUCACAGUGAUGGGCUGAAAUAGAAGGACAAGCUUCAGUUUAUUCUACCUAUUAGAUGUUCUGUAAAGGUAAACAUGCGAUGAAAGAUUUCUUUAUGAUAAAAAGAUGAAAUGGGCUCUCGUUUCUAACUGCGACUCACACGCUCGAAUAAAACCGUCUUUGACUUUGAAUCGGUGGCGAGCUGUAUUCACAGACACGCAGUAUCACACGCUUACUCCUUUAUCAGACGAGGAGUAGCUUCAGUCAAAGUGUAUGAAUGCAGCACAUUGUUGAAAGCGCAGUGGCAGAAGAAAAGGCUACAGGAUGUAUAGAGGCAUGCUAAUUAAUAAGCUGAAUAUCUAUUGAGGGCUUUCUGAAGGCAGCUGUCAGUCACACUGUGAGGCGCGCACAUACCUUACUGCAGUAAGGACACUCUCCAAAAACAAUGUUGAAGCUCUGCCUGCUGGAGUGCAGCGCUCGCAGCCACUGAAGGCAAAAGAGAAAAGAUCAAAUCAUUACCUUGAAUCUGAUGUGUGGCUCAUAACAGCACUUUCAAUAUACACUCUGUACAGCUAUGUUUAAGAUUAUCCAGCACCCUUGAAGCACUGAAGGGCUUUUUUUUUUUUUUUUUUUUAAAGUCGAUUAGCAUCCUGCGAUUUGUUUCUGAGCUUCAAAGAUAUCUGGCCAUGCAGCAGCGUGUCACUGAGGACAGAGUCCAAACAUAGUCAUCUGUGCUCAUUUCCUGUGUGUUGCAAGGCUGCACUGGUCCAGUUCUACCUUUGAUCAUAUCUGACUGUCACUCACCUUGAGCAGCCCACCUGUUGAAACGCUAAAACACUCAUGGCUAAUGAACGCAAAUCUUCUAUGCCUGAUUAAAUAAAAUGCUGUUUAGAAACACUUUACAAUAUGUAUGUCCUCAGAGGGGAAACAGGAAGGAAUAACCUGUAUUCAUGUGCGUAUUUAGACAAAUGAACACACUGUACUUGCAGUGCGCUGACCACAUGCAGCUCUCUGAAGGCAACAGGAUAAGGCUUUGUAUUAUGACUGAGUGAAAACGGCAAAUGUAAUGCGCAAAACUUUGUUCAUUUAAGCAAAUAAAUAAAUAAAAUGGAUGUUUACAACUGUG